Molecule: messenger RNA, 6321 nt
Organism: Manduca sexta (tobacco hornworm)
Lineage: Eukaryota; Metazoa; Arthropoda; Insecta; Lepidoptera; Sphingidae
Gene: Cds
Product: phosphatidate cytidylyltransferase, photoreceptor-specific
Exons: 10
Coding region: 134-1477 (447 amino acids)
Cellular component (GO): endoplasmic reticulum membrane
Molecular function (GO): phosphatidate cytidylyltransferase activity
Source: RefSeq, a predicted model, not a curated record
UCGUUUGACAAGUCGCUCGAAAACAUCGUCUAUUUUCUUCUCGUAAAUGGAUUAAAAUUUAUCCUCGCGCGAAGUGUUUUAUUGUGAUACCGUGUUGUUGUUGUGUUAAUUAGUAUCUGCUUAACCGGCCAACAUGAGUGAAUUGAGACAACGGCGCGGCGAAGGCGAUGGGAACGAGAAACUCGAAACCGCUGGAGAAUCCGAUCAUGUGGAUUCUGAAGAGGAGAAGGUGUUAGAAGAGAAAUAUGUGGAUGAAUUGGCGAAAACAUUGCCGCAAGGGACGGAUAAAACUCCGGAGAUCCUUGACUCUGCGCUUUCUGGACUAUCCUCAAGAUGGAGGAACUGGGUGAUCCGGGGCAUCUUCACUUGGCUCAUGAUUGGCGCGUUCUGUCUCCUCAUUUAUGGCGGACCGCUUGCACUUAUGAUCACGGUUCUGUGCGUGCAAGUGAAAUGCUUCGAGGAGAUCAUCAACAUCGGCUACGCUGUGUACCGCGUUCACGGGCUGCCGUGGUUCCGUUCGCUCUCCUGGUACUUCCUGCUCACUUCCAACUACUUCUUCUACGGCGAGAACCUGAUCGAUUACUUCGGCGUCGUCAUUAAUAGAACGGACUACCUCCACUUCCUGGUAACGUACCACCGGUUCAUAUCGUUCAGCCUUUACUGCGUGGGAUUUGUGUGGUUCGUGCUCUCGCUGGUGAAGAGAUACUACAUGCGCCAGUUCAGCCUGUUCGCGUGGACUCACGUGGCCCUGCUCAUCGUGGUCACGCAGAGCUAUCUCAUCAUACAGAACAUAUUUGAAGGUCUAAUCUGGUUCAUCGUGCCUGUUUCAAUGAUAAUCUGCAACGAUGUGAUGGCGUACGUGUUCGGCUUCUUCUUCGGGAAGACACCGCUGAUCAAGCUCAGCCCUAAGAAGACCUGGGAGGGAUUCAUCGGUGGCGGCGUUUCCACUGUUGCGUUUGGAUUGGUGCUGUCGUACCUGAUGUCCCAGUACCCGUACCUGGUGUGUCCGAUCGAGUACUCGGACUCGCUCGGGCGCAUGACGAUGGACUGCGAGCCGUCGCAGCUGUUCCGCCUGCACGAGUACACGCCGCCGCAGUUCCUGCAGCCGCUCAUGAAAGUGGUUGGCAUGGAGAAGUUCAACAUGUACCCGUUCAUGAUCCACUCGCUGGCGCUUAGCAUCUUCAGCUCUGUCAUCGGACCGUUCGGCGGAUUCUUCGCUUCUGGAUUCAAGAGGGCUUUUAAGAUCAAGGACUUCGGCGACGUGAUCCCGGGACACGGCGGCAUCAUGGACCGGUUCGACUGCCAGUUCCUGAUGGCGACGUUCGUUAACGUGUACAUCACCAGCUUCAUACGCACCGCCACGCCGCAGAAACUGCUACAACAGGUGUACAACUUGAAACCCGAACAACAACUGCAACUGUUUUACGCGCUGAAAGAAUCUCUGGAACACAGGAAUAUACUCAACACAUUACCUUAAACGAUACACCUUAUAGCUUAAUACAAGGUAUUUAUUUUAUUUAUUGCGUGCAUUAUCCAUUGACAAUUUGUAAGCGUGUUUUCACGUUUGAUGCUCAAAACGCAGCGUUAUCUUGAGGGAAUUUCUAUAUUCUAAUAACUUGAUAUGGCGACUGUUUAUUAGGGUUCCUAUUUUAUACGUUAAAUAUAUAUUGGCAAUUUUCAGUGUUUAUAGUUCUGAUAUAAAAUUUAAUUGUAUUUAUAAAUAUUAUGUGAAAGAAAUGCUGCGUUUAUUAAAACGCUGCGUUUUUAUCGUCAAGUGUGCAGGCGCUCUUCCAUGGAACAUAUCCCCGCCACAUGAGAAAAACAAUAUUAUUUGUUCUAGUCUUAUUUCACAGACAAAUAGGUUCAGUUCUAUAUUGUGUUAUUUUUAGUGGCAUUAUUAUAUUUUUUAUUAUCUCCCAGCACAUAUACACAUACCAAAGAUCCGAUAUAACCAAAUAUAACCAACUGUCAGUACAAUAGGUACUCUUAGAGACCAUACGUUCCAUAAUAAAACACAUUUAAUCCUUUGAAUUAUUAUUAAGACUUGGGGCACAUAACCAGUAGAAAAUAAAAAAAAAGUUUUUUAAUACUUUUUUGUGUCCAAAAAUGUGAAAGCAACUUAUACACGUCUUUCAAAAUGUCAUUUAUUUUUAAACAAUUGAUUUUGUAGAAAAAUAAACAUUUUAAAGUGUCAUCAAGUCUACAAAGGAUAAUAUAAAAAUAGCACCAAUAGAAAAAAAGAAUAGCUGAAUUAUUCUCAACACUAAAUACAUAGUAUAUGUAGAACAUAAAAUAUAUAAACCAUACAUAGUAGUGAAAUUAUCACAUACUGUCGGAUAGAACGGUGAGGAAAAAUUUAUACCGUCGACGACACUCGUUGUUGUAUUUUUUACUCGACUGUGUGUCAGGCGUGUGUGGUGAAACUAAAAAUAUCUUGUUGUAGUAAAUUAAUUAGCUAUUUAGUCGUUGUAGAUUUAACAGUAUAGUAUAUGCAAUUAUUGACUAUGCUUUUAGCGAACAGUUGCAAUUAGUACGUAAUGAAACAUCUUUCGUACAUUAUCGACUAUGAAAAACUCUCUAGAAAGAAAGUUCCAUAUUUACUUACGUACUUUUUCACAAAAAACUAAAAAGGCGUAUUUAUUACUUGCAUAUACUAUGUUAUCAAAUUUACAAUGAUAGUUAUUCAGUGUUAAUAUAAGUUAGUUAUAACAAUCAUACUCAUAGUAGAGGAAAUGAUGUAAAAAUAUUUUGUGCUGUCAAAUUUUAACUCGAAUUAUUUGUACCUAGUAUAAUUUAAAGUUAUGGUUAUUUAUGUUUACUUCCUCGAAUGAUGCGUUUGGCUGUUGUGCGUUUAAUUCAAUCUAUACGUUUUAAUGUCCAGAAAUGAAAUAGGGGGCGAAUGGCAUUAAAGGGGUUUGUCGUAUGUUGAUCAGCACAGUGCAGAACCAAGCAGUGGGUUUUUUGUUCGAAGUUAGAAGUAUGCCUGUCUGUUUAUUAUUAAUAUAAAUAAAAAAAAAUUUUUUUUUGCCCCUUUAAAGUCUGUUCACCGUCUUCUACAAGUCUAUGGUACGCCAAUACAUCCAUUCUAACUCAUUUCUUAAUAUACCAUAAAGAUCCAUAGCUUUUUAGCUCUUACAUAAUUUUGGAUUCUUUUUGACAGGGACGUUGCAUUUUUUCUUUCGAUAAUUUUGACUGAUCGAUCUAACGACUGUUUCAUGUGCUAAAAAUUUUUGGAAAAUUUACAUAUUGUAUCCAAAAAUCUCUAUAAGGAGAAAUCAAAUAGUUUAAAUACCAUUACGUCAUCACGAGUAUGUUUUGGAUCAUAAAAUGAUAUAUUAUCUGCUUUGAUACUUGCAUAUGAUUAUGUUUAAAUAUCUGAUAUUAAAACGGAUUAGCAAAACUUCCUAAAGAUUAAUAGUAAUGGAAAUUUUAUUAAGAAAUACUUCGAGCAAUGGAGAUAAAGAUCUAGGAAAUUUCAUAAAGAGCGCGUAAUUUUUUGCAUGUUAAUAUUGCCCUUUAAAUAAUUGCGAAAUGUGUACUAUUUUCAAUGAGAAUGAAAGAGAUAGAACUAAACGCUAUGAAAGUGGUAAAUAAUAAUAAUAGUAAGGAAAAUAUGUUAUUAUUAUUAUUAAAGGCCAAAUGCAGAAUGGUUCCUCUCCGAAUCCAAAACCGCUAGUGGCUUGGGUCUUGAGCUGCAACAUCAGCGAGUAAUUUCUUUUUAUUUAAUUUUUUUUUAGAUAUAUGGACAAUGUUAAAAAGUAACUUAAAAUAGUGAGAAAUAAUGAUUUAAAGUGUUAAAUAUAGGAAGUUUUGUUAAUCUAUUUUCACAAUCAAACAGUUAACUCGGUUCCGUUAAACAUUGAGUUUGUUAUGUUUCGCGAUGAAGUUUUUUUUGUGAUUUUACGUUAUGUUGGUACAUCGUGUUGAGUUUUUGCUUAUUUUUAAUUUUUGUUUUACUCACGUUCGCUAGUUUAGUUUUGUACAGUUUGUAGGUUAAUUAUGUAUUUGUGUUGUUCGUUUCGACGUAUGACGAGUUUCCUAAUAUGGAAAAAUUUACACAGGGUGGAAUUGAGGGACUGCCUUUGUUCCGCAGGCUUUGUCCCUAUUUGGAUCAACGCAUAUGUCCUAUAAUUACUAUAAUAAUAUACUAUAUGUAUCUAUGUCAUACCAGCGCUCUUUCCACAAUAGUACAUUAAGAUCACUCAAAGAAAGGCAGUUGAAACGAAUUUUUUCUCCCUCUCACACAGUGAGAUGGCGAUAGAAAAAUGAUUCUUUAAUUGCACAGCUAAUUUGUACCAAAUUUGGUACGAGGAUGGGAUUCCCGCGUCAAAAUUAAAUGUUUAUUUACGUCAGCAACUGACACGGCUAGGGAAAACCACAAAUCUUUGGGGAUCUACAGCUCAUACAAUGGCUUGAAGUUUGCUUAUUUGAUUGUCAUGAACAGUAAGUUCAAUGCGCUGAGUUUUCGGCUCACUUUUGUAAAUUUGAGUUUUAUGGUGCGUAUUGUGGUUAUGCAAGUAAUGUUUUCCCAAUAUAAACUUUAUUUAUAUGUACAGGGUGAUUCGAAACUCAUUGAUGGUAAAAUUGUCUGCAUGUUAUUAAUUUAAAUUAGGAUCAUACAUAUUUUAUUUAUUUUCUUUUUGUGAACCCUGGCAUGUCGUGUGAAAGCUUUUUAAAAGACUCUAACCAACUAAAUACUUCUAAACAGCCUAGCUAAUUUCUGUAUAUACAUUUAAAACCAAGAAAGUGAGCAGUAGACUGUCAAUGAGUUUCCAAUUUCUAGUGUCAUUGUUGCCCCAAAAUAUGUCAUUAAGGUGCACUUCCAUAGCGAGCUUCAUGCGAUUCUCAAACUACACGACAACAUAACAAGCACUAGACUAUAGAUAUUGAAACUGUAAACGUUCUAAAAAAAUUUUGUAAUAAAAAAUACUUGCAAUUAUUGUAUGAAGUUUGAAAGAAAUCGCCUGUGGAAUAGCGCCUUAUGACACACCAGUCCAAAUAUAAAUAUAUAAAGGACCAAUGUUGAUGUUAUGUUAGCAUAUUGUUUAUAUUUAACGCGUAUUUACCAAAAAUUAUUUGCCAUGGGACAAAUACUAUCUUCAGAGUUUAUGUAUUCACGCAUAGAUUUAUUUCUCGUUGAUGUUUCACAUUUUGAUGUUUGUUAUACGAUUUGUAUCUGUAUUUGCUAAAUGGUAUCAUUUUCAAUUCAGUAUAAAUACGAUGAUUAGUUACUUGCUUCCAAAAUAUAGUUAUACAGCGCGUUGCAAAAAAGAUGUGAUAAUUUAAUGAACAUUUUCGUACAGAGACCCUAAAAUCUUAUACUAUAAUGAUUAUAAAAUCACUGCUACAAGUCUAUCUUUGUAUUGAAAAUAGUAAAAUAUUUGAAAGAUAUUUUAUUACAUUUGGAGAUCCUAAAAGUAAUUUAGAAUCCAUUCAAAAUUAUUUUGAGUUUUUCACGACAACAUAUAAUUUUACCGUAAAAGUAGGGUGUUUUAUUUGGUGAAGGUUUAUAUACCGCUUUUUUGCAACACCCUGUAUAUACUUAUAUAAGCCAAAACUGAUUUAUAUAUUAUCAUUGAAUUGCCGAGGUCAUUUUGGACUACACUCGUACGUUAAAUUUACGCUUGAUAUAUUAGUAUUAAAGGCGUCGAUGUCUUAAUGUAGAUUUUAAAUGCAUUUUAGAGUUAAUGUCGCGUUUAUGUGAUAAAGGAGUAUUUAUUUAGGGCAAGUGAUGUGUCAUUUUUUGGCUGUAUGUUCUUAGGGUGAUGGUCGCUUUAUAAAAAAAAAAAACAUCUUGCCAUAACCUAUUUCGGGUUUUUAUAUCCUCGUGCGUAUUUAAUUCGAGGUAUUUUUGUAAAAGUCGCAUCGCUUGCUCUCUAUAAAUUAUAAAAAUAACGAUUAAAAACAUUCAUGAAAAUCUUAUUGGUCACAAAUAUUUAAGAAAAGAUCUGUAAUUUUUAAACGUGUUAAGAAAAUCCAUAAUAAAAUAAACAUAAAGGUAAUAUUUAAAUGAUAAUUUCUUCAUCUCUAUUACUAUGAAUAAAUAUUGUAGUGGAUUUAUCAUUAGUGUUUUACAGAGCUUUCGGUUUCGGCUUCGGCCAGAUGACAUCUUCAGGCGUACCUUCGGCCUCGGCCAAUUUUGGGCGACGAUUAAGCGGAAGCCGAAGCACGAAUCGAUCGAUUCUGUCUCACUUCAAUGUUCUUAACACGUGCUAAUCGGUGUACCUAAUUAUUAUACGUGUAUCGUAGAACUAGAAUGGUUUAAUGAUAAAUUAUUUAUUCGUUAUUGUGACUUGUAUUAAUAAAUGGAGUACUACAUGA